Molecule: messenger RNA, 1593 nt
Organism: Musa acuminata AAA Group (dessert banana)
Lineage: Eukaryota; Viridiplantae; Streptophyta; Magnoliopsida; Zingiberales; Musaceae
Product: mitogen-activated protein kinase kinase 5-like
Exons: 1
Coding region: 252-1298 (348 amino acids)
Biological process (GO): protein phosphorylation; MAPK cascade
Molecular function (GO): ATP binding; MAP kinase kinase activity
Source: RefSeq, a predicted model, not a curated record
CUCUCAUUGCUUCACACCCAACUCAAUCUAAUAAGAAAAUGACAGCCUCCGCUUCUGUUCUCUCUAGCCGCCUCCUUGCAAUACAAUACAGAACAAAGAAAUCACAAAUCUAAACCCACCCUCUCUCAAUCAUUCAAUCCUUUCCUCUCUUCCUCCUUACCCACCGCCCACCACGCUCUCUCUCUCUCUCUCGCUCCGUUUCUAUCGUUAUAAAGCGUGUGCUCUUCUCCUCUUCUUGAUUAUAAGCGGCCAUGAGACCCGGGCCGGCACCCGUCCGGCCGGGUCAUCCCGGCAUCCCGAGCAGGCCACGCCGCCGGCCAGACCUAACCCUCCCCCUCCCCCAGCGUGACCCCUCUCUAGCCGUGCCCCUCCCCCUCCCGCCGCCCUCCGCCCCGUCCACUGUCGGCGCCCCGUCGGCGGAGCCCACUCUUGGCCCCCCUUCCUCCUCCUCCUCCUCCCAGCCGCCGAGCUUGUCCGACCUCGAGCGGCUACGACGAAUGGGCAGCGGGAGCGGCGGCACCGUGUGGAUGGUCCGCCACCGCCUCACCGGGCGUCACUACGCCCUCAAGGUCAUCUACGGCAACCACGAGGACGCCGUCCGCCGCCAGAUCCUGCGCGAGAUCGAGAUCCUCCGCACCGCUGACAACCCCUUCGUGGUCCGGUGCCACGCCAUGUAUGACCACGGCGGCGAGAUCCAGAUCCUGCUCGAGUUUAUGGACGGCGGCUCCCUCGAAGGCCGCCGCAUCACAUCCGAGUCCGUCCUCGCCGACGUCGCUCGCCAGGUCCUCGCUGGGCUCGCCUAUCUCCACCGGAGGAGGAUCGUCCACCGCGACAUCAAGCCCUCCAACCUUCUCAUCGACUCUGGCCGCCGCGUCAAGAUCGCGGACUUCGGCGUCAGCCGAAUCCUGGCGCAGACCAUGGACCCCUGCAACUCCUCCGUCGGCACCAUCGCGUACAUGAGCCCGGAACGGAUCAACACCGACCUCAACCACGGUAUCUACGACGGCUACGCCGGCGACAUCUGGAGCUUCGGCCUCAGCAUCCUCGAGUUUUACCUCGGCCGCUUCCCCUUCGGCGAAAACCUCGGCCGGCAGGGGGAUUGGGCGUCUCUCAUGUGCGCCAUCUGCUACGCUGAUCCGCCGGAGGCGCCAUCCACCGCCUCCCGCGAGUUCCGGAGCUUCAUCUCUUACUGCCUCCAGAAGGAACCGGCGCGUCGCCUCACCGCGGUGCAGCUCCUCCAGCACCCGUUCAUCGUCAACAACCAGCCCUCCCCCUUGACAUCCUCCGCCCACCCCUAAUCCCAGUUCGGAUACAUCGAACGAUGAAUGCCGAAAGGAGAGAGCUCAAUGGGCGUGGGCAACCGAACAGGUGCCAGUCUUUCCCGACCUUCCUCGCUGUUUGAUCGGACUGGAUAUGAGAAGCGCGAGCUCGACGGUGCGGGAAAUGGGAUAGGUGUGUCUUUUAUCCUGUUUUCGAUUUGAAGCUAGCUUUUCGUUACCUUUUCUUCUUUGAUCUCGAGUUCAUAAGACAUGGAUUCCUCCAAACGUGUUGGCGACUUUGUUUAGAUCAAGAUGGAUGGUUCUGUUUUCUUCA